Messenger RNA from Pseudoliparis swirei, 2882 nucleotides. RefSeq names its product RIC8 guanine nucleotide exchange factor A (gene ric8a). Gene Ontology annotation, molecular function: G-protein alpha-subunit binding; guanyl-nucleotide exchange factor activity. NCBI's taxonomy places the organism in Eukaryota, Metazoa, Chordata, Actinopteri, Perciformes, Liparidae. Gene Ontology annotation, biological process: G protein-coupled receptor signaling pathway. The record is from RefSeq and is a predicted model, not a curated record. Gene Ontology annotation, cellular component: plasma membrane; cytoplasm.
GUGGCGUCCCUAGGCUAAAAAACCCGGGGCUAAAGCCCCGAAUGUUUUUUCAUUAGCCCCGAAUGUUUUCAACCAAAAAAAAAAAAGAUUUGGUACACAAGUGGUUAACACCUCCAGGUCGCACGUGACGUCAUUCACCCAAAACAGCGGAGUCAGACUGGCAGCAGGCGCACGUAACAGCAGCUGCUGUCUGAGAGUGUUUCUAUGUCUACAAAUUUCGCUGCUUCACUCUUCUGGGCUAAGCCCAGCGCCGCCGCUCCCAUAACGCGCAUCGCUCUGCCGUGACACGCGCCACACAUCCGCGCACACAGAUGAACCACUGCUUCACAUUCAGCAAGGAAGACGAGCGGGACAGAGAGCUUCUGGGAGGAUUGGUCCUUGGUUUCCUGAACAAAGAGCUCCAGCCUUCCUGUCAGCUGGCCUGUCUAGAAACGGUUAGAAUCCUGUCCAGAGACAAACAUUGCCUGGAGCCAUUCAUCAGCCGCUCGGCCAUGUCCACUCUCGCCCGCUAUGCCGGCUUCGCUGUGGUCAACGCCGCCACACCUGCCCACAGCCCGGAGGGCCAAGUUGAGGGCGUGGACGGAGAGCUGGAACAGGCCAAAGAGGUACCCAGCGAGGAGGUGAAGGAAGCUUCCCCUCCUUCAGAGAACUGUGACCAGGAAGUGAUUGUCGAGUCUCUCAAGUCCAUUUCUAACAUCCUGCUACACAACGAGACAGGACAGGCUGUAGCAGCAGAUCUACAGCUAAUAAAAGGUGUGGCCGAGAGGCUAAAGCAGUGCCAUGAUCCAACCUGGAUCCAUGAGGUGCGUUUCUUUGACCUCCGGAUCACCUUCCUGUUGACUGCUCUGAAAAUGGAAGCCAGGGCGCAGCUGGUUCAGGAGCUUCACGGCCUCAGCCUGCUAGUCAACCAGUUGGAUGCCACACUGGGUGUGUGUUGGCCAGAUACAUUGGAGACAGCCAGGGCAGGGUUAGAGGAUGUCCCACCUGAACAACUGCCCCCUCUGAGCCGCCAGCAGACAGAACUGGCCAUGGAAAUACUGAAAAUACUGUUCAAUAUCACAUUUGACACAAACGGGCGCAAGGUCGAUGAGGAAGAGGCAGCACAGUACAGACAUCUGGGAGCCAUACUCAGACACUGCGGAGAGGAGCGGACUGAGGAGUUCCACAGUUACACUGUUCACUUGCUUGGUAACCUUCCUCUGCUCUGUUUGGAUGUCCUGUUAAUCCCCAAAGUGCAACAAGGUUCCGUUGAGUACAUGGGCGUCAACAUGGAUGCUGUCAGCAUGCUGCUGGGAUUCAUGGAGAAAACUCUUGACCGGGGACACAAGCUGAAGGACACCCUGAUCCCAUCACUGACCUUGCUGACGGAGAGUGCCCGAGUCCACAGAGAGACCAGAAAGUUCCUCAGGUUAAAGGUGCUGCCUCCGCUGCGUGAUGUGAAGAACAAGCCGGAGGUGGGCAGCGCUCUGAGGAACAAACUGGUGCGCAUCAUGACGUGCAUCGACACCGACGUCAAGGACUGUGCCGCCGAGUUCCUCUUUGUGCUCUGCAAAGAAAGUGUCUCCAGGUUCAUUAAGUACACCGGAUACGGCAAUGCUGCAGGUCUGCUGGCUGCCAGAGGACUGCUCCGGGGGGGCAGAGACUCUGGGAUCUACUCCGAGGAUGAGGAGUCGGACACCGAGGAGUACCGAGAGGCCAAGGCCCAUAUAAACCCGAUAACAGGAGUCGUAGAAGAAGAACAGCCCAACCCAAUGGAGGGGAUGACGGACGAACAGAAAGAACACGAAGCCAUGAAGCUGGUCUACAUGUUUGACAAACUGUCCAGGACUAACAUGGUCCAGCCCAUGCAGCUCGGUUUGGACGGGAAGAUGAGCGAGAUCUCUCCAGAGGAUCUGCACAAACUGGCCCACAAUCCUUUGUUCCGACCAGAGGAGCCAGUUAAUUCAGACAGUGAAGAAGAGGCUGAAUAAACACAUAAAUGUGUUCAGUCUAAUUUCUGUGAGGGAAGUUCGGUCUCAUUGUUUUAUGUAUUCCCGUCACGCGGUCCAACCUGUCACCGUUUGCUUGAUCGGAAGGUAUAUUAUGGAAAAUUGGGCUUUGUGAGUCACAGUGAAAAUAGAGCGUAUACUAAUAGGAGGCAGUUUAAAGCUUGUUUUGAUUUGUCCUGUCAACUACAAAUCACCAUUUAUCAAUGACUAGCAUUAGUUUAGUGUGUCUCGGUUCAGUUCACUAUCAAACCAACUUGUUGAGCACAGGAACAACACCACAGUGUUCAAACAGGAAGUUACACCUCUUUGCACGAGGACAUCAACGCUGCACUUUGGUUUUCAACACGUUGUUCUUCAACUCCAAUAAGCGUCACUCACCAGAGCCUCCUUCGAGUCAUCGACAAUGUGGUGGACUCUUAAGGUGUGUGUGUGUGUGUGUGUGUGUGUCACGUCUACUUCACAUGAGAGCAGAGGAAAGUGUGUGAAAGCUAGACAAUGAGCUUCAGUUUGUGACAAUGGAUGAAGUGUAUUUUUGGAUUCUAGAUGCCUGUUGUUAUACAUACAGAUGUUUUACUUUUAGAAGUAAAAUUAACCUGUAGCUCUUUAACACUCCAUGACAUCAUUCACACCCAUUCAUACACUGAUGGGAGGAGCUACGGUUCCACCUGCCCAUCAGCAGUAACUAACAUUCACACACACUACGGGAGCAAUUUUGAAAAUAGUGAAUUGUGAAACUGCAGACAGAUUAGUUAGAAUUCAGUACAAAGGCAAUCAGUUUAUGCAAAGAGAAGCUGAAACAUGCUAUGUUAAAUAUAUAUAUUCUUCUAUAUUGUUCUUGUUUAGCUAUCAGCUCUAUCGUGGAGUAUAAUGUAUAUUAAAUGUGUUUAAAUGCCA